UUGCCCCUCAACAGCCACUGGAUGGUGCUGGCUUCCACGAGCAGACGCCGAUCCGGCUAUCCACCAGCACCGCUGCCGGCAGCGCCGCUUGUUCGAUGAGAGGAAAUUCCACCUGGUUAGUCAGAGAAAUUGAGGACCAAAUCUUUCUCCAAUUAAGAAAAUGCACCAGUCUCCAAGAACUAAAGAAGAUCCACGCUCAAAUCCUGGUCUCUUUCCUCUCCCAAAGCAGCUUCCUUUCAACCCAAAUCAUCAACAUCUGCAACGUCAAUGGCAGAAUCGAUUGUGCUCGUCAAGUCUUCAACCAAGUUCUCGAUCCCAAUAUAUUCCUUUACAACGCCAUGAUCAAAGCUUGCACCCAAAGCCUCCGUUUCAUCGAAGCUAUCGAUCUCUACAAGCGAAUCCUAAGCCGCUCAAAAUCAGGCGAUAGAUUUACUUAUCCUUUCGUCCUCAAAGCUUGCGCAGGGCUUGUUCAUCAUCAACUUGGGAAGCAGAUUCAUCUCCGAACAAUCACUUCCGGUCUGAGCUCUAAUCCUUUUGUCAACAAUUCUCUUAUAGAGAUGUACGCCAAGGUAGAUGAUUUGAUUAACGCGCAGAAGGUGUUCGACGAAUUGUCCCUUAAAGACCCGGUUGCCUGGAACAUACUGAUCAGCAGUCAUGCGAGGUUAGGGCAGAUGAAGAAAGCCAUUGAUAUCUUCAAUUCCAUGCCGAAUAGAACCUUAGUCUCCUGGACUAUAAUCAUCUCCUCUCACUCAAUGGCUGGUCGUUAUUCUGAAGCAAUUGCAAUUUUUCGCUGUAUGCAAAUGGAAGGUUUCGAGCCUGAUGAAGUGAGCAUUGUCUCCGUUCUGGCCGCGUGUGAUAUCGAGCUUGGAAAAUGGAUUCAGCUCUAUUCAGAAAAACAUGGAUUUCUCCAGAAAACUUUUGUUUGCAAUGCUUUGAUUGAAAUGCACUGUAGGUGUGGGAGCAUUGAGCAAGCUCUACAGAUUUUCAAAAAAACUCCUGAAAAAGAUGUUAUUUCCUGGAGCACUAUGAUUUUGGGUCUUUCGAUGAAUGGGAGAGGAGAAGAAGCUGUGAAACUGUUUGUACAAAUGGAGGACGAGAGAAGAGUAAGGCCAAAUGGUGUGACUUUUCUUGGGCUAUUAACUGGAUGCGCUCAUACUGGGUUGGUGCAACAAGGGCUUCAGUAUUUCAGUUCGAUGAAAGAGAUUUAUGGAAUUGAACCUGGAGUCGAGCAUUAUGGUUGUAUCGUCGAUCUUCUGAGUCGAUCGGGAUUCAUCUCUUCUGCUGUGGAGUUCGUCGAUAACAUGCCGAUUUCACCGGAUGCACCUAUCUGGGGUUCUCUGCUCAGUGCCUGUGCAAGUCAUGGAAAUGUAGAAGUAGCAGCAAUGGCGAUGGAGGAGUUGGCGAAGCUGGAACCAGAUGACUUAGGAAACUAUGUGCUUCUAUCAAACAUGUAUGCUGGAGAGAAAAUGUGGGAAGAUGUGGGGAAUAUGAGGAGAUUAAUGAGAAACAGGUUUUUGAAGAAAAAGCCUGGAUGCAGCUCUAUACAAGUUGGUGAUGGAGUUCAAGUGUUCAUGUCUGGGGAUGGGAGACACUUAAGAAAUGUUGACAUGGCUGAUAUGUUAGCUAUGGUUGCCAGGAAAAUUGGAGAUUUUAGCAGUAUAGAAAGUGAGGUAGAAGAUAAUGAUUAUUUUGAGGCAUUUUUGUUUUUGUAAGGUCUGAAAGGAAUGGAAAUUGUUUGGUUUUUUGGGGGCUACUUGGCAACAAGUAGCAACAACAACAACAUCAAGUCUUUGUCCAACUAAGUGUGGGGUCAGCUACAUGAAUCCUUUUUCAUCAUUGUGUCCUGUUAAAAGUCAAAUUCUCAUUUAAAUCUAAUAAAGAAAGAUCAUUUCUAAUAUUUUCUAACCAAGUCUUUUUAGGUCUACCUCUACCUUUUUUAACAUAAGUCAAAUCUAAUACCUCAAUUUUCCUAACAGGGUCAUCGGAAGGCUUUUGUUUAAUGUGAUCAAACAAUCUAAGGUAACUCUCU
Messenger RNA from Dendrobium catenatum, 2029 nucleotides. RefSeq names its product pentatricopeptide repeat-containing protein At2g20540-like. Gene Ontology annotation, molecular function: protein binding; RNA binding. The transcript has a single exon. Gene Ontology annotation, biological process: RNA modification. The record is from RefSeq and is a predicted model, not a curated record. The coding region runs from base 96 to 1712 and encodes 538 amino acids. Lineage: Eukaryota; Viridiplantae; Streptophyta; Magnoliopsida; Asparagales; Orchidaceae.